GGUGCGGAAGUGAGCGACUCCGGCGGGUUCUGAGAAAGCCCGAGCUGGGUGGCGCCCGUGGCUCGAGUCGGCGGUCCGGUGCGCGCCUGGGGCGGCGGUGAAUGGGGGCGCCUGGCGUGGCGACUGCGCGACUGACGGUGAGUGGCGCGUGUGAGACGGGGGGAGGUGAGGGCGAGUCUGUGCCGGCGCGAGGUGUGACCGACGGGGCCCGGUGAGCUUCUGCGCGUGCGCGCGCGUCCCCGCAGCGCGGGCGACCGCGUGGUGCCUGAGGCGUGGGCGUGAAUAAAGGCUCGUGAGCUGCCAAGAGCUGGAGGCCGUCCCGGAGGCCGCCGCCCCGCGCACAUUCCGGAGUCCUGUGCGGCCCAGGGUCCCGGGAGGCUGCCCGGUAGGGCUGGUGCGCCUGAGGCGUUUCUUCCGCGCCCCACCGCGAGGGGGCGGAACUGGACACGGCCGAAAGUCCAGGGCCUGAGGAGCGAAGAGCUUUCCUGUGUGAAAUGGUGACCCUGUUCUGUAUUUCACUGAUGAUUGUGAAGUUAAAAUCAGAGUAUUAAUAUAUGCAGCAUGCCCCGUACAUCUGUGUUGUUAACGAAUGGGGCGCUUUGUGAGAAGUUGUGCACAGCCGGAAAGCACAGAGCAAAAUGGAACCCCCUCUAAAUUAUAGAUCCCCCAGAUAACGCCCUUCUCCGGAGGAGCAGCUGGGAAGAGGAGGAGGUGAUGGAAAUUGAGCUUAAAGCCAUGUCGCUGGAUUCAUUGACUUUCACAGAUGUGGCCAUUGAUUUCUCCCAAGAUGAGUGGGAAUGGCUGAAUCUUGCUGAAAGGACUUUGUACAAGAAGGUGAUGUUGGAGAACUACAGAAACCUGGUUUCACUAGGUCUUUGCAUUUCUAAACCAGAUGUGAUCUCCUUACUGGAACAAGAUGAAGAGCCUUGGGUGAUGAAAGGAGAGAUAACAAGGGGCCUGUGCCCAGAGUUGGAGUAUGUGUGGAUGACCAAGGAAUUAUCUCCAAACCAGGACAUUUAUGAAGAAAAAUUAUCCCAGGCAAUGAAAAUGGAAAGAAAUACAAGCUAUGACCUUGAAUGUUCCACAUUAGGGAAAAACUGGAAAUGUGAAGACCUAUUUGAAAGGGAGCUGGUAAGCCAGAAGACACAUUUUAGGCAAGAGACAAUCAGUCAUAUAGACCCACUUACUGAAGAAGCAGACCACUCUAACAAAUCUGGGACAGUUUUUCAUCUGAAUAGAUUAUCUUAUAUAAAACAGGUUUUUCCCAUUGAAAAGGGAAUAUAUAAUUUUGACACAGUUAAGAAAGGCUUAAAAACACAUUCAUUUGUGAAAAAACACAAACAAGUGUAUGGAAACAAACUUUUGAAAUGUAGUGACUGUGAGAAAACUUUCAGCAAAAUCUCAACCCUUACUCUUCAUCAGAGAGUUCAUACUGGAGAGAAACCCUAUGAAUGUAUUGAAUGUGGGAAAGCCUUCAGCCAGAGUGCCCACCUUGCUCAACAUCAGAGAAUACACACAGGAGAAAAACCCUUUGAAUGUACCGAAUGUGGGAAAGCCUUCAGUCAGAAUGCUCAUCUUAUUCAACAUCAGAGAGUUCAUACUGGAGAGAAACCUUACCAAUGUAAGCACUGUAAUAAAACUUUCAGCCAGCUUGCACAUCUUGCUCAACAUCAGAGAGUUCAUACUGGAGAAAAACCCUAUGAAUGUAUUGAAUGUGGGAAGGCGUUUAGUGAUUGUUCAUCCUUAGCUCAUCAUCGAAGGAUUCACACUGGAAAAAGACCCUAUGAAUGUAUUGACUGUGGGAAAGCCUUCAGGCAGAAUGCCUCUCUGAUACGUCACCGGAGAUACUAUCAUACUGGAGAGAAACCCUUUGAUUGUAUUGAUUGUGGGAAAGCUUUCACUGAUCACAUAGGACUUACUCAGCAUAAGAGAAUUCAUACAGGAGAAAGACCUUACAAAUGUAAUGUGUGUGGGAGGGCUUUUAGCCAUGGCUCAUCCCUGAAUGUACAUCAGAGAAGUCAUACAGGAGAGAAACCUUAUGGAUGUAAUAUUUGUGAGAAAGCCUUUAGCUAUCGUGGCUCACUUACUCUUCAUCAACGAGUUCACACUGGAGAAAAACCCUAUGAAUGUAAGGAAUGUGGGAAAGCUUUUAGGCAGAGCACACACCUCACUCAGCAUCAGAGAAUUCAUACUGGAGAGAAACCUUAUGAAUGUAAGGAAUGCAGCAAAACCUUCAGUCAGAAUUCACACCUUGCACAACAUCAGAAAAUACACACUGGAGAGAAACCUUAUGAAUGUAAGGAAUGUGGUAAGUCCUUCAGUCAAAUUGCACACCUUGUUCAACACCAGAGAGUUCAUACUGGCGAGAAGCCUUAUGAGUGUAUUGACUGUGGGAAGGCCUUUAGUGAUGGCUCCUAUCUUGUUCAACAUCAGAGACUCCACACUGGCAAAAGACCAUAUGAAUGUCUUGAGUGUGGGAAGGCAUUCAGACAGAGGGCAUCCCUGAUUUGUCACCAGAGGUGUCAUACAGGUGAGAAACCUUAUGAAUGUAAUGUUUGUGGGAAAGCAUUUAACCACCGUAAAUCCCUUACUCUACAUCAAAGAAUUCAUACAGGAGAGAAACCUUAUGAAUGUAAGGAAUGUUGCAAAGCCUUCAGCCAGAUGGCCCAUCUCACAUUACACAAAAGAAUUCAUACUGGAGAAAGGCCUUAUGAAUGUAAAGAAUGUGGGAAAGCCUUCAGGCAAAGUGUGCAUCUGGCUCAUCAUCAGCGAGUUCAUAGUGGAGAUUCAUCCUCAGUUAUCCUCUCUUUAUCCCCAUACCACCAAGUCCUCUAGAUGCAAUCUUCUAAUACCUCUAGAAUCCAUCCACUUUUUUCCAACCCAUGUUCCGUCAUCACAGUCCAAGAUGCAACCAUCUAAUUUGGAUUUCUGCAGUAGUGUUAUAACCCAUUAUCCCUCUUGCUCUCCUCAAGUGCAUUUUUAACACUUAGCUAAUCUUUUAAAAAUAAAGACAUAUUCAUGUUACGUUCCCAUUUAGGACACUUGUUUUGAAAACUCUGUUAGAUAAUCCAUUUAAAGGAUUUGGCACAUAAUCCUUGGCAUAUUGUGACAUUAAAGGGUUCCUUAUGUUCAACUGCCAGCAAAAUGAGUCAGUAGGUCAAGACUAAGAAACUGACAGAUUGUAGAGAAAAGAGAGGGCUCUACUCUCCCAACAGGUAGGAAAGAUGACCUCAUUUGUAAUUGAAAAGGUUUGUGAUGCCCAAGGUAACAGGGUGAUUCACUGCUCCCUCUG
Messenger RNA from Manis pentadactyla (Chinese pangolin), 3292 nucleotides. It is a transcript of the gene ZNF470, whose product is annotated as zinc finger protein 470. The record is from RefSeq and is a predicted model, not a curated record. The coding region runs from base 715 to 2835 and encodes 706 amino acids. Gene Ontology annotation, biological process: regulation of transcription by RNA polymerase II. The transcript has 6 exons. Gene Ontology annotation, molecular function: DNA-binding transcription factor activity, RNA polymerase II-specific; RNA polymerase II cis-regulatory region sequence-specific DNA binding. Lineage: Eukaryota; Metazoa; Chordata; Mammalia; Pholidota; Manidae.